AUGGAGUGCGGCAAAAUUAUAUCUUUGGUGAAACAAUGGGCACCAAAAAUAUGGCUAGAUCCUGAAGAAGAGUUUUUUCCCAUAGAUGUUGAUAGUUUUUUAAAAGAAAUCAUUACUUUUGAGAAAAAAGGAAACACAUUUGUAGAAGAUGACAGAUUUAAACUUCCAACUGGUCCUUAUUCCAAAAACUAUUACUUAAUUACCAACAGAAAUAGAGAUGACUUACUGAAGGAUCCUCAUUCAUUUCUACAUGGUGUUAACCCAUCUCAUAAAAUUGUAUCAAUUUAUGCUCAUGUAAAAAAAUGUGAUAAUAAUUAUAAUAAUUUCAUUGUAACUUACUGGUUCUUUUACCCAUUUAAUGAAGGGAAAAAGAUUUGCACAGUAGGAAAUCAAAGACCUGUACCAGUACCUAAAUUAUUCAACAGGUGUGUCGGCAAACUGAGAUAUUUUGGAAAUCAUGUAGGAGACUGGGAGCGAGUGUCUGUGGAAAUAAAGGAUGGAAGACCAACUUUUUUGUUUCUGUCGGUCCACAAUGCAGGAGUGGUCUACAGCUAUGACUCAGCUACCAAUAGUUUUGUAUUCUCCAAGGCCAUGUCCAAGGGCCUAGGCCAGGCUCAAUCUCCCCCAGAGACAGUGCAGCUGGAUGAUCAUGGACAUCCUAUCUUGUUCUCGGCCAAAGGAUCUCACGCUCUAUGGGCUGGAGUAGGAAAACACCAAUACACCAAGUUGAGGCUGAGAGAGUUGUCGGAUACCGUAGACUAUGGUACUGCAUGGGAAACUUGGCACUCGGUGCAGGUGUUCUACUCUGAUGAGACGACCCCUGAGUGGUACAACUACCAAGGUCGCUGGGGCAAUCCUGGCUCUGACUGUCUAGGGAACUUCCUUUGUCAGUUUACUGAUGGCCCCCCAGGAUUGAUCACUAGGAAACAUGACUUUAGAUGCCCACCAAAGGUGUCUUAA
This is a messenger RNA of Macrosteles quadrilineatus (aster leafhopper), 960 nucleotides long. RefSeq lists its product as uncharacterized. The record is from RefSeq and is a predicted model, not a curated record. NCBI's taxonomy places the organism in Eukaryota, Metazoa, Arthropoda, Insecta, Hemiptera, Cicadellidae. Bases 1 to 960 code for a protein of 319 amino acids. The transcript has 5 exons.